AUGGCGAGCGUGUUCGUGCGCAACCUGCCGUUCGGCGUGACGCAGGAGGAGCUGGAGCACGUGUUCAGCGAGAUCGGCCCCGUCAAGAAGAUCGAUGUCAUCAAGGACAAGGGCAAGCGCAAGAGCGAGAUGCUCACGCGCGGAUUCGCCUUCGUGAAGUUCGCUGUGGAGAGCGACGCGGCGGUGGCCGUCGAGAAGCUCAACAAGACGGACUUCCAGGGCCGCAAGAUGCUCAUCGACUACGCGAUGGAGAAGGGCAAGCGCCGUGGACUGGCUGGAAAGAACAAGCCAGCUCCCGAAGAGAAGCCUGCAGCUGCGGCGGAGCACGAGCAGGUGCAGGAGGACGUCGAGAUGGAUGAGUCCGAACAGCCGGAGGAGGAUAAGGAGAAAGCGAAGAAGGACCGCAAGGCUGCGAAGGCUGCCAAGAAGGCCGCCAAGGCGGAGGCGAAGGCCAAGGAGGAGGUUGAGGAGACGGCUGCCAAGGCUGAGCCGGAAGAGAAGGCAAAGCCGGCCAAGGUUAAGCAAGAUAUGAAGGCUGAGGCGGCCGCUGUCCCCGAAGCUAAGGCGCCUGCGAAUGCUGGUGCUCAGACGAAUCACGUGCAGAGCGAGCGCAAUGCGCGUCGUCGUCAGCACCGUGAGUUCUUGCGUGAGGUGGAGCGCCGCAAAGAGGAGCAGGCUAGCGUGGAGCAGAAAUCCGUGCUGAUCUUCGGCUUGGGCGCCGAUGUGACGCAGAAGCAUGUGCUAAAGAAGGCCAAGAAGGUUGGCGCUGUCGAGAAGGUGGAGCGCAAGGAAGAGGCUCGCACUGGCAAGUCGUACGCUCUGGUGCAAUUCAAGACGACGAAGGACGCAGCGCUGGCUGUCGCGAAGCUGGACCAUCACAUUUUCAAGGGCUCGGUGCUGCAGGUGAAGAGCGCAGCCAAGGCCGUCGUGGCCGAUGAUAAGGCAUCUGCUGGCAAGCCGGGCCACCCGAAGCAAGCUGCCGAGGCCGAGGGAUUGCGUCUCAUCGUGCGUAACUUGGCUUUCCAGACCACGGACAAGGAUCUCGAGAAGCUCUUCGAGGUGCACGGCCCUCUGUUCGAGGUCCGUGUCGUGCGUAUGCCAGUGGAAGAGGACAAGAAGAAGAGCGAGGAGGGAGCGGACGGAGAGUCUAAGGCUGAGCCUGUGCUUGGUCGUAGCCGUGGAUUCGGCUUUGUCCAGUACCGCGAUGUGGCUGACGCGCGCGCUGCCGUGGAGAAGCUCAACGGCACGAAGCUCAAGGGCCGUGAGAUGAUUGUCGAUUUUGCUCUGUCCAAGAACAAGUACCUGGAGCAGCAGAAGAAGCAGGAGGAAGAGGCCAUUGCCUCCGCUGCCCCGGAAGGCGAAGACGAGGACGACGAGGAGGCUAACAGUGGUGAUGAGGAUGAGGACCAGCUCGAAAUGGCUACGGAUGAUGAGGUAGAUGCUGCGUCCGAUGCAUCGGACGAUGAAGAUGAAGCGGAGGAGGAAGAAGAGGAAUCCGCCCCAGCCCCCAAGGAGGACACGGAGGCCCAGCGUGACCGCACGCUUUUCAUUCGGAACCUUUCCUUCCAGACUUCGGAGGACGGACUGCGCGCGUUCUUUCAGACGUUUGGUGCGGUCGAGUACGCCCGUGUUGUGUACGACAAGGGAUCUGGACUGUCGAAGGGCGUGGGAUUUGUGCGCUUCAAGUCGGCUGACGUGGCUGCUGAAGUUCUCAAGCGCGGCGAACAGCCGCAACUUGAUGACAAGAAGAAGCAGAAGGAGAACCUCUUCACGCUGUCUGCCCUGGCGGAUGGUGGCGAUGAUGCCUUGACCCUGGACGGACGCCAGCUCAUUCUGUCGCGCGCUGUUUCCAAGACCGAUGCCGAGCACCUGGCUGACUCCAACGCCCGCGAGCGCCGUCGCCUGGACAAGCGUAACAUGUACCUGGCGUACGAGGGCACGCUGAACGUGAACAAGAUGGCGGACGCCGAGCUGGAGCUGCCGAAGAUGGACAUCGACAAGCGCCGCCGCGCUAUCCGCGAGAAGAAGCUGAAGCUCCAGAACCCCAUGUACUUUGUGUCGCCCAUGCGUCUGUCGGUGCGCAACCUGUCUACUGCGCUGGACGACCGCAAGCUCAAGAAGCUGUUCCACGAUGCGGCCACUGCUGGUGUGCGUGCUGGUAACGUGGACCGCACAGAGAUUAAGCCCGAGUUGCUGCCGAAGGGCAACCCCACCGUGAAAGUCCGUAUGGCUAAGGUGGUGCGCGACAUGGAGUCGGCCAAGGCCGGCAAGGAGCCGCGAUCACGUGGCUACGGUUUUGUCGAGUUUUCGGAGCACUUGCACGCGCUGGCUGCUCUGCGCGUGCUGAACAACAACCCCAAGUACACGUCGUACGCCGCUGGCCGCCCAGCUCCUGGUGCGCCUGACAGCUCGAAGUCGCGUCUUAUUGUGGAGUUCGCGCUCGAGAACCACGGCAAGCUCAAGUUGCGCGAGAAGCGCGCUGCCGACGCUGCCAAGAAGCGUGAGGAGGAGCGUGCACUGAAGGAGGCGCAGGGUGAGGACGGUGAGGACGCCGAAAAGUCGAAGAAGAGUCGCGGUCAGCGCCAGCGUGAGAAGAAGAAGCUGCGGGCGCUGGCCAAGGCGGAAGCGAAGGCUGAGGGUGAGGAGGGCAAGCCGAAGUCCAAGAAGGCGAGCAAGGUCGUCAAGGAAGCCAAGCCGCAGCCGAAGAAGCGGAAACGCGCCGAGGCCCCGCAGGGCGACGCGGAGGCUGACGCUUUGGCCUCGCUGGGCUCUGCUGGAGCCACAAAGAAGGGCAAGACGCUGUCUCGCAGCCAGCGCAAGCACGCCAAGGAGCUGGAGAAGGAGAAGUCGUUUGAGGAUAUGGUGCGUAGUUACAAGAAGGAGAUCUUCGGUGAAAAGCCCGUGGCGGGAGCUGCUUCCAAGGCGGACGAAGACGCCAAGAGUUCAAACCGUUGGUUCGACUAA
Messenger RNA from Phytophthora sojae, 2964 nucleotides. RefSeq lists its product as hypothetical. The transcript has 3 exons. The record is from RefSeq and is a predicted model, not a curated record. Gene Ontology annotation, molecular function: RNA binding. The coding region runs from base 1 to 2964 and encodes 987 amino acids. Lineage: Eukaryota; Oomycota; Peronosporomycetes; Peronosporales; Peronosporaceae.